AUGAAUCAAAAAGAACCUAUCUUUUUCACAACAGACUUUUGUCUUAACGGAUAUAAAAGACAAACUACUAACUAUACACAUAUAGAUCCACCUCGUUACUAUUCUUAUGGAAGAGGUGUUAAUCCUGAUGAAUUUUUCUUGGCUGAGAACCUUGCAACAAAAAGAAAUCGUCCUCAUACAUCAUUACGUUCUAGAAUGGAGUUGCCAAAGACAACAGAUCCAUCAGAGAUACAAAAACAGCAACAGAAAGCUUUACAAACAGCAAAAUCUACAAGUAGCUUAUCAUAUCGCUUUCAAAUUGAAACAAUACCAGAAUCUCUGAUGAGCAAACUAAACUUUUACGAGUCAAAGCUUCGAGCAUACAUUUCUUCAGGUGCUGCAACAUUCGAUGAAAUUCGACCUCAUUUUGAAGGCUAUGGAUUCUUUCCUUACACAGUCCAACAAAACAUACCACGGAAAUAUUGUUUAAGUUUAUCAAAUAUAUCACUUUCCACGGAAUAUCUUGAAUUUCCAUUUGAAUCUGUUGAUCAUACUGAUAUUUUCAUUGAUUUAGUACGCCUUGAUAAUGGAGCAUUAAACUCUGUCAGUAAUAUUGUACAAAUACAGCUUAAACCCACAAAAAGAGGCUUUUGGGUUCCAUUAGUUUUUAAUGAAUACGAUAUCUUGGUUUAUACCAAAAAAGAAGUAUCCCUUUACUGUGAAGUAGUAUGUACAGUUCGAGUUCCAUCUCCAACUAAGCCAUUUGCCUUGAAAACGACAAAAAUUGCAGAAGGUCAGUUGAAAUUAGUUUCAUAUACUCAUGGAGAGUUCAUUCCUAUUGAAGAUCAAGUCAUAAAUCUUCAACUAACAAGAAAUAAAAAGCGUCCUCCGGAUAGCGAAGCAGUUAAUUUCAAUUUCGAGAUUAUUUCAAAACCAGUUCGCUACAAUGACCUUCCAAAAGACUUUAUUACAUCAACAGAAUCAAUAAUGGCCUAUGAUAUGGUCUACAAAUACCUUCGCCAGGCUUUUGAUCCGUUUAAUUCAAGAUUCAACCUUUUACCAACAGAAUUAUACGAAGUACUGAUGUUCUGGGAGAUCACAAAGAACGACAGAGCUAUGCAAAGGCUUCUAAAAACUUGGGAUAAAAACGAUGUUAUCUCAUUACUGAGACUUUGCAGAGCAUACUACAUGUGCACAAAACUAGUACUUCCUAUGGGCCCAUUUCCUGCUUAUUCCAUCAUGGAAAGCAAGGACAGCAAAACCGAGAAAUGCGCAAACAGCGUUGAACACACAAAAGUAUUCUCUGACUUAGGAUUUAAGCCAUUCCACACAGAUGAACUGAGAAAAAGCUUGAUUCUAGAUUCAGCAGCUGUUUGGGAUUAA
Messenger RNA from Trichomonas vaginalis G3, 1362 nucleotides. RefSeq lists its product as uncharacterized. The record is from RefSeq and is a predicted model, not a curated record. The transcript has a single exon. Lineage: Eukaryota; Parabasalia; Trichomonadida; Trichomonadidae. The coding region runs from base 1 to 1362 and encodes 453 amino acids.